Ustilago hordei is the source of this 2598-nucleotide messenger RNA. RefSeq lists its product as uncharacterized. The record is from RefSeq and is a predicted model, not a curated record. Lineage: Eukaryota; Fungi; Basidiomycota; Ustilaginomycetes; Ustilaginales; Ustilaginaceae. The transcript has a single exon. Gene Ontology annotation, cellular component: THO complex part of transcription export complex. Gene Ontology annotation, biological process: mRNA export from nucleus; regulation of DNA-templated transcription elongation. The coding region runs from base 1 to 2598 and encodes 865 amino acids.
AUGAGUGCGUCAGAAGCUGCUGCGGAUAGGCUUGUCCGUUGCCUCUCCGACUUGGUACCAUCCUUGCUCAACACCUUGACCAUCCUUCGAGGCGCGCAACCGCAACAGCUCCUUCUCCGUUUUGAUCACGUUCAGGAAGCCCUCGGGCCCAUUUUGGGCUCACCAGAUAUCAAGGCAGCUUUCUGCGCCAUAGAAGAUCCUUCUGCCGUCGACAAGGAUGGCCCCGAGGUCCGUCUACGUAACCUGUGUCUCGAGAUUAGCAACAACGAGCUUCGUAAAGUCGUGCUGGAGGAUGCGUCAGGUCUCGACGCUUCGCAAGGAGAUACAACUGGCCUUGAAGCCCUGAACUCUUCGUUUCCAUCGACCUUCGACCGUUGUGACGCCAUUCUCGUCCUUUCACUCUACGAUCUCAUCGACCCGACACUACCUCUGUCGUUAGUUGAAGAGCUCAUCGAAGGUCAACCCAUCUCAAUAUGCUCACAACUGUUUGGCUACAUAGAGUCUCGGGUCAAGCCGCUCACCAUUGGUCUGCAUUCAACAAGAGGUAAAGGCCUUGUCUUGCUGCGUACCUGUAACGAACUGCUCCGAAGGCUGUCCAAACCAUCGCAACAGCACACUGUUUUCGCCGGUCGUAUCCUUAGCUUACUCGCCAAAGUUUUCCCUCUCGGUGAGAGGAGCGGUGUCAACUUACGCGGCGACUUCAACGUAGAGAACAAGACUCAUAUCGAGGAGAACGUCGACGACGCUACUGAGGAAGUUGAAGAUGCGGAGGACAAUGACGAGAGGGACCAGAUCUUCAAGGUGGAUUAUGAGUUUUACGAGCUCUUCUGGAAAGUGCAGCGCUUCUUUUCGAAUUCGCCGCUGCUCAUGGGUGCACAUGAGACAUCACGACCAUCAACGCGGAGUGCCACGCCAGCCGAUGCGGGCGGGGGGGAACACACGAAUGCUGACGAAGAUCCAGCGCCGGACGGAGCGAAAGGCGCCAUGGCUGAGUUCCGGAUUAGUACUCAAAAGAUCCUCAAACUCUUUGGUGCGGUAAGCAAACGCGAAAAGGAGCUGGCUGGAGCGGCUAGUGCCGAAGAAGGCAACCAAGCAGGAAGCAAGGGCGGAAGUCAAGCCGUCUCUGGGAGCGCCACUCCGGUUUCGGGCAAAAGGCGUAACGAAGGUGGGAAGGGAGCUCUGCGCACCGGCUUCUUCGUUGGUCAGUUGAUCGGCAACAGCAGCGAGAAUCGACCGAGGAAGCGCAUUCGACCCGAUCUCAUCGACGGUGUCAAAGCCAAAGCUGCUGAAGCCGAUGAAGCUAUGAGCGACGACGAGGACGAUGCCGAACCGGCAGAGGUUGCUACCUCCGGCAGUGGUCACUUCUUCCCAACGUACCUCACAGGUCGCAAGCUGUUCGAGUACGAAAUCCGCGACACAUCGUUCAGAAAGCAUGUAUUGGUGCAAUAUCUGGUUCUUUUCCAGUAUCUGCUCUCGUUCACACCGACCGCCAAGGAAAGCUGGAAAGACUGGAAGAACAAGACUUUGCAAGCGCUCUUCACACUGGAGGAAGCUGACGAGCGAUGGAUUCGGUCCACAUGGCGAGAGAUCCAGGGAUUGAUUCGCGAAAUUCAGCCCGAUGGACGCCUCUUUCUCGAGUCGGUGCUCGAGGUGCUGAAACGUGAGGCCAACUGGAUUCGAUGGAAGACCGAGUCGUGUCCAUCGAUCGAGAAGCCGCCACUGUCUCCGGAGCAGAUCUCCGCAUUCGCAUCUGCGCGGGCCUUGCUGCUUCGCAAGCCAGAGCCAUACCCGCACAAGCUCGGCACAGCCGCGCUCUCCGAGCUUUGGCUAGAUGGCCUCAAACCGCCUGUCGCGGGAACACGCAGAGUCGAAAACGAGAUCGGCGAGUACGUCAGAAUUGCUACCGACGGUCUAGAGGACCUUGAAUUCCUGCCACCUAUACCCAGCCUAGAGCACUACAACAAGUCGAUCCAACGCGAGAAGAUGAAGCUCGACAUGCGAAAGGAACAGCUUGGCAUCGAUCCUGCCACCAAAGAGGCAGAGUUGAGCAAAGAAGAGAAGGACAAGCUGGACAAAGAUGAGAGGAUACAAGCAACGAUCGAGACGAUGCAGAGUCUAGCAUGGAGGGCUCUACGCGUUGCAAGCCGAGAUAAUCUUCAUCUGUUCGGCAAGCCGGAUCGACCCGAGAACAUCGAAGGACUGCUCAAGGCGAUGGAGGAGGAGCGCAAUCCCAAGCCGAAGCCGGUCCCUGUCAGCAAAGAGUCAACGGAUCAAGAGAAUGCAGCAAAGAGGGGUGAAUCGGCGAGCAAACUUGCUGAUGGCGCUGAAGAACAAAAAGAAGCAGGAACUGUUUCGAAGCAGUCUGCCUCAGUGAAUGCAGAGGCAGGUGCCAUUGAUGGAGAUGGAAAGACGAGGGAGCUAGAGGAUUCGAAGAUAGCAUCAUCGGCAACUGCAGUGACAGAAGCUGACAAAAACAAGUCCGCCAGUGGCGCGGCUGAGCCGUUGAGCAAGGACGAUCCGACUGGCGUUCCCGUAGCUAUUCCAGCGAUGCCUCCUUCGCCACAGCCAUCGCAAGCCAAGGAUACUGCGCCGAGCUGA